AUGCCCAGCUUCGUCCUCGCACUGCUGCGGCAACGAUGCUUCUUUCUUGUUCAUCUCCCGUCUGUCCACCAGAGCUCUGCAUAUUGCACGGCCACAUCUGCGGUUCCUCUCGUCGACGGCGGUGAGCGAGGGGUUGCGGCGGGGAGAAGUGGAAGAUGGUUCACUUUGCCUCCCUUCGCCCCACUGGCCAAUGUCGCCUCACUCGGCAAGGAUUUGGCGAGAGGUCGACGCCCGACGGAACCAAAUCUCGCGUCAACCACGGCGCUGAAGUGGGUCCGCCGUUGCUGCCCCCACUUACCGGUGAGCCUCGUGCAGAAACUCUUCCGUCUAAGGCAGGUUCGCCCCUGGACAUUCAAAGCUCCUCUGAUUUGUUCCAAUCUUUUGUUUGUUAUAGCCCUUGAGGGACUGAAAGCUAUUGCUAUUCGAUAAAAACUGGUCUUAUUUCGCGCCUGUUUUUCUUGUCUGACCGUGUUGGAAUAUUGAAGUGCCUGUUGGACAAGCUUGAACUCUCCGGCGCCGGAAAACAUCUUUUGAUCUGUGUUUAUCGUCAUUUUUUAGCUUUAUGCCCCUUCUGAUGAUCUCCCGUUCAUGUUAAAUGUGGAAGGAUCAUUAUUGAAUCAUUUAAUUCCUUGAAUAACCGGAGUUUAAUGCACAUGCUCAGUUAUCGCAGAAAAAACAAUGCUAAUGUCAUUGCCUUCAGCAUGUGUGAUCUUCCCUUUCUACGCAGAGGAGGGUACGUGGGAAAAUAACUAAUUAUCGCUGACCUAGCACACCUCUCUUUAACAUUUGCCAUCCAGUUAGAAUUCCCUCGUCUCCUCUAGAAACUGUUAUGUUUAUGGGGUUAGAUGUAUGAGUUGGUCAUUUUAAGUACUACUGAUUACAAAAAUUGUGACUGACACUAUGAAUUCCUCUGAUGGUAGAUACGAAGAGAAACGGUGAACACCAGUUCUUCAACUUGUCUAGAACACGAAGCUCCACAACGUUUACUGAAAAGAGUACCGACUCUAGGCUUAUUUUUUUUCGUAUUUUUGAUAUUUUUCGCUCUUUCCUGGAAUAUUAGCCGAUGUCAAACCUUUUAUUAAAUUUUUACUGUUUUAUACAUUCUGCAAGGUCUCUGGGAAAGAGCCUUUGAGUUCUGGAGAUUUGAUCCUCCUACCAAUAACUGUAAAAGAGUUUCUCCAAGAAAAAAAAGAUUACUGCCUCACCCAGGAGGAAAUUAACUACAUCCAGAGUCUUGAACUACAUAAGGUGACCUAUUUCUAGGUUUUUUAUUCAUUUUUAUGAGUAUCGGUGUUUUGAUACAUUGUAUGUUGGCAUAUGUAAAGGAUGAAUCAAUCAUCGCACUCAAUAAACCGCCUGGUCUGCCAGUACAGGUAAUUUCAUUUUGAUGUCCGAUUUCCUGUAUAGCCUUACACUGGAGUGGAUGAGUUCAUUCUCCAGUCAUUAGUUCAGGGUGGAGUUGGUAUAAAGCUUAGUAUGGACUUGCUGGCUGGAGCGUGUUUAAAGUAUGAUUAUUUAGAACCACCUCGGCUGGUAAGUUUUUAGCAGAUUCCCUUUAGUACCGAUCUUUCUAAUUUUUCCGUAUGCUAUUACGCAUAAUUUUUUUUCCAAGACAUUUGGCUUUUUUCUGCUCAUGAAAUGAGCAUAUAGAUAAGAUGCUAAGGUUAUUACACAUCAUUGAGGCGCAUUGGCAUCACUUUUGUCAGUGAUGAUAUUCAAUUGUUUCAGUGCUCAUAUUUUCCAUAGAGGUGCUGCGACCAACACCGCCAGCUUUUUCCUCUUCUUGUUCCUCUUGAUCAUCUUCAUAUUCUCCUUCAUUGUCAUUAUCAACACCAUUAUUAUUCUUUUCGCCAUCAUUUUAUGAAGCUGAGUUUCAUUGAAUCUUUGGUAGAGUGCUAAAAUAUAAAGGAAUAGAUACAACAAGUAUUGCUUCAUUGACUGCAACUGAGGAGCCAAUAAGUGCAUGCUAAAUUUGCUAAAAGACGUGGCGUUUUUGUUAGUUAUUUCCUCACAUCAAUUGUUUUCUUCUCCUUCUCAUCCCUGUUUCUGCCCUUUUUGUUAUCUCGGUCCUUCCUUUUCCUUCUCUUUCUUUCCAGUCUCCUUCUCUUUUUUUCCUUAUUAUUUUUCUCAUUAUGCUUUCUCCCCUGCUUUAAUUUGUAAACGAACCAUACUAUGUGUAUGUCACGUAUCCAUUAAUGAAAAAGGGAUGAGUAAAAUUCGAUUCCAAUUCCUACAUUGAUGGAUAUAAGUGGAAUUGAAAUUCUUGUGAAGUUACACAUUUUCGCAUUAGAUGGUACUACGAUGCUAUCAGUAGGAUUACCUGCUAAAUGUACUGGUCAGAUGAGGAAAAAGAUAAUCGUAACGUCUGUUAUAAGUAUUAGACCGAAUUAGAAAAAUUGUGCUGAUAGAAUUCAGAAUUGCAAAAGCAUAUUUGACAAUUAUUCAAAAGGACUACAUUGGUUAAUAUGAAAAUUCGUUUACUUUCUAAUAUUUCAUUGAAGGAAUGUGCAGCGGUAACCUUCAUUUUACCAUUGAUGUUUGACUAUGUUUGCUGGCAUUGUCUUCUUGUUGUCCAUCCCUCCAUCUGAAUGUCUCCUUUAAUUAUUACCUUCUCCUGGCAGGCCUUCAAUUUUCAACCUAACAUUUUCUUGUGUGAUGUCUUAAUUAACUUGCUAAUAUGGGGACAAAUAUCUUGAUCCUUACUAGUUGGUGCACACUUUUCUCUCUUCGUAACUUUUAAGGUCUUUCACAUUUAAGUGGCCUUUUCAGAUGAAUUUGGCAUUUUUAAGGCUUCGCUAUGGUUGUGGAGAACAACAUUACUACAAAUAGAGUGAUAGGUUUCAAAGUGUUAUUUGAAAAGGAAUGGAUAUUGUUUAUUAUUAAUUAUUUUGGAGGCUUUGUAUUUUGUACUUGACAUUGGUGGAAGGAGGAUAAUUCCACUUUUGACUUCUUUAUAUCGUUAGUUGUCAUUCUAACUCAGAAUAGUAAGACAGUUCAUGAAUGUGCGUAACUUGGACAUGCAAUCAGCAUGGUCCUCCCUGAGUUUCUUAUGUUGAGCAUGAUGUUACUUCUUCGGAAAGGUGUCCUUAUUCCCCAUUUUUUUCGUUCAUUUUAUGCAAUGUCAAUGUGGGCCACCUUUUGGUGUAAAACAUUUGAUGUUUUUUUCUUGAAAUGGUGAGAGACCUGGUUCUAUAAAAGAAUCGUGGAGAGAAAUAGCACAGAAUGGAAUUGAAAACAAGUAAAAAUCUGCAACACGCCAGCAGAUUAGCGAGUUCCUUUUUAUACUCGCCCAAUUGUGACUUUACCAAACAGAAGGCCCCAAUUCGUCUUAUCACCGUCGCCACGCUGGCUUUCAUCUCAGCCGUUAUAACGUGCGAGAUGGACGGCCAAGUUUAAAAUGCGAACAGAGUCAGAGGAGUUUGUCAGGGUGGAGAAAAAAGUGAAAUCAGGGGAAAUCGCAGUAAGAUUGAUCCAACAGGUUCUGUUUUUCGAAUUCCAGAAUUUAGUUUGUCUUGCAAAUUGUUCUUAUUUUGAAAGUCAAGAAUCGCUUAUUAUUUUUUGUGAAAAAUAUUCGAUUUAAACAGCAUGUUAAGUUAUUUACAAUUUUUAGUAUCAAUAAAUAUCAAUAGUCAUGUCAUAAUAUACUCAUAGUGCUAUAAUGGCAAAACACAUCCAUAAAAGAAAUAAAAUCACGAAUUAGACUAUGAUUUAAUAUUUGUUUUUUUCAUAAAGAAAAAACGAAACUUCAUUGAUUUGUUCUCAUAACUCAAGUUGGGUAGCUUUGAAAGAAUUCGAAUAGAAGUCCUUAUAAUUUAUUGAGUCGUCUCUAACCCUUUUUGUUUGUCUCAUCUCAAAUCUGUUUACAUUUUAUUGUUUAUUCCAAUUUCUAAAUUGGUUCUAAUUGAAUUGUCGAGACAGUUGAAAAGAAAUUUAUCCUCUGGUAAUCUUACUUGCGAAAAAUAACUAUUUCUAGGUACACCGAUUGGAUAGAGAGAGUAGUGGAGUUUUGGUCCUUGGCAGAACCCAAACUAGCGCUUCUCUUCUCCAUUCGAUCUUCCAAGAGAAAACUCAUGGAGCAUUUGAUGUACGUGAAACUUCAGUGAAGUUUCCAUCAUCAGUGUCUGCAUAUAAUCUACUUUAGAUGAUCAAAAGUUCUUUCAUACCUUCUCUGUUUGUUUCCCCAAAUCUUGAGCUUCUUCUUCAGGAAAUGGGGACUGAUCGAAGGACCUUGAGAAAGAAGUACUGGGCUCUUGUCAUUGGAAAUCCAAAGCAUCUGAAAGGUUUAGUUACUGCCCCACUUAGAAAGGUACGUUCAUUUCUACUAGGUUACGUCUUGGAAUUUAUGUUUUGGGUGGGUAUCGAUGUCUUUACAAUGCUUAUCAAGUAUCCUUCAAUUGGGCCUUCCUAAGCUCCUGAUAUGCAGUUAUUUUUGGGGGAUAAUCGUACGGCUCUUGGUGGCAUUUGACUUCGCCCCCUUCUGCUAUGUUUCUUCUUCCUUACUUCUUUGUAGCCGUCAUUGUACUGAUUUUUAUCAAUUCAAAGGCAUCUAUCUGCCUUUAGGAUAUCAAUCAGUUCCUACUUUUUCCUGUGGAGAUGAUUAAAUGAGAUACACAAAAUAAGGGUAAAGGGCAUCAUCGUAGUUAUGGAAAACUAUGCACAACCCACAUGGAGAAAGUUCCUUGCUACUUAAUCAAAUGCACAAUGAACGCAUAUAGUUCUCCGUAAACGGAUGGCUUGUGUCAUGCAUUAUGUGUUCUUGUCGCGUGCAUGUUCUGAAUCAAAUAUGGUCCAGCAGCCAGAGUCAUCACUUUUUGCAUAAUACGGGAUAGUAACGGUUAAAUAUGUUAUAUUUGUCACGGAAUGUUGAUCUGGCAGAUUGGGGUAGAUUUGGUCUGGAUUGGUACGGGCCCACGCCGUGCCCAUUGGCUGGAGCAGCCAUGGUAAAAGGUGUCUGACUAUCAGUCACUUACCGUGCUUCUAACUGGUACUGGUGAACAAAGCCAACCGUUCCAGCUCUCUUCUUAUGUCUGUGUGGAGUGUAUUCAGAGCAGAGAAUGGUGAUCACAGCUUAAUCAAUUCUGGGGCUGACUGCAUGGGUUAGAGGCUCACGCAACGUGCUUAACCCUUGUGGGAGGACCUCACCGAGCGAACUUGGUUUUAUCCAUGUUCAGCUGUGGCCACACAUCUUUGGGGCUUGUGAUCAUGUUCUUCCAGAGGCUCGUGCUUGAUAGCAAUAGUGCCUGCAAUCCACAUAGUUUUUCGAUUGCCUUCAACUCCAUCGGGUCCCUUGCGAUAUAUCCAACAUACAGAUAGGUGCAACGCCUUGAUUAAAUCCUCCAACUUAUACUUCUCUCACAUUUAUUAUCUAGCAUUGUUUUAUUUAUCAUCACAGGUGGCGCUGGAAAACGGAAAAUAUGAGCAGAUCACGCUGGCCACCUGUGACAGGCAUUCACCAUCCCGACAUGCGGUGACAGAGUAUGAAGUUGUCGAAUCUUCUCAUGGUUAGAAAGCCGUGCGCCCUGGGGGACAUAAUAUCUAAUUCUUCGUCUAUUUUUUUCUAAAAUUUUCCCUGGACGAUAACUCUCCUCAGGGAGAGAAAGUGCUUUGAGCCUGUACUAGUGCAGCAUGGACAAUGAGCAAUACUUUAUCUUGGUUACUUCCCAGGGGGAAGCAUUUCUCUCAAGUGACAGAAACGUUGACUUUGUCGCCCUGUUGCAUUCUCUUCAGGGUUCACAUGGCUGGAGCUUUGCCCAUUGACCGGAAGAAAGCAUCAGGUAUGUUACACUCGACGGAGUUGGCCUCCCUCAUACCUCCUCUCACCUUUCCUUUUCAUUGGAUUAUUAAGCUGCGGGUCCACUGUGCCGAGGCCCUGGGAACACCGAUAGUAGGAGACUUCAAGUACGGCUGGUCGGGCCACCGAAAAUGGCAGCCAUUGACUUCGUCCCCGGCCACGAGGAAGCGAGAGAAGGUUCACAAUCUCAGUCCCCUCCUCGCCCUGGAUUCGGCGGCAGGGAGUGUCUUGGAGCAGAAACCUAGCCUCCACCUCCAUUGCCGGCAGAUGAUUCUACCCGACAUCUCGCUUGCUCUCCACCAGAAGCUCCAGACUCCGGCUGCCGAUCGGGAUAUCUCCAAACUCGAGGGCCUCGAGCUGGUUGCUCCUCUGCCUUCCCAUAUGCAGAGAAGCUGGGAUGCGCUGAACUAUUCGGCUCGGCUUAAUAAACCCUAA
Spirodela intermedia is the source of this 6226-nucleotide messenger RNA. The record is from the annotation of a GenBank genome assembly. Lineage: Eukaryota; Viridiplantae; Streptophyta; Magnoliopsida; Alismatales; Araceae.